Messenger RNA from Cryphonectria parasitica EP155, 1532 nucleotides. RefSeq lists its product as uncharacterized. NCBI's taxonomy places the organism in Eukaryota, Fungi, Ascomycota, Sordariomycetes, Diaporthales, Cryphonectriaceae. The transcript is spliced from 2 exons. The record is from RefSeq and is a predicted model, not a curated record. The coding region runs from base 360 to 1037 and encodes 225 amino acids.
ACUUAUCAACCAACUACUACCACCUUCCUCCUCAUCCUCUCCUCAUUCGCCCUCCCCACCUCCCGCCCUCCUCCACUCACCUCCAUAUCUCUCCCUAGUCUGACCUGUACAUCCCCAUCGAACCACACUCUACGGACUUCCGACGCAUAUCAGCUCACCCACCUAGAUAUAACACGACCGACUCGUCCCUCUCCAUACUCAAGGGUCUUCCAAUUCCAUCAUCAUAUAUCGUGCUUACGCCAUUGACUCCUCGUCCAUUCUUGUCACAUCAAGUCCUGAAUCUGUCCCGAUUGUUGCUUGGAUUAUCCAUAUUUCUCUACUCCUAUCUCGAUACUACCCGUGCUACUACCACCACCACCAUGACACGGGUGACACCUCUGCCACGCGAGCUCGCCAAGCUCACCAGGUCCCUGGGCUCCUCAGUGGCUGCCCCUCGCUCCAGCCAGCUCCUCAGCAACAGCUCCCGGGCUGGAGCUGCCCGUGUCCGCAAGGACCUUGAGAAUGGCACUGUUGACAUGCUGCCGGCUUCAGAGCGGUCCAUGACCACCGCCCACCGCCCAAGUCCUCAGCCCACUCCCAACCCCGCCCGCACCAUUCCCUUGAUGCAGUCCUUCCACUCCACCCCCACCGCAACCGCCCGCUCCGACAUCUCUACCAUCGACUUCGCCUUUCUCCCUUCCCUCGCCGACAGUUCACCCUCGGCCGACUCCUUCGCCCAGGUCCGCGUCCCGCUCCUCCCGGACAACUUUGCCCCGGAGAGACCCCCCGCCAUCUUCGCCCCCGAGCUCCAGGGUGAUGUCCCCCUACCCCGGAGCGAGAUUAUUGUCAUGGCCGCCGACCCGGCCUCCGUCAGCGCCGUCUCUGCUCUCACUGAGGUUGAGGGUAUGGGCCCUGACGGCGUUGAGCUGCGCUUUGACUUUGAGAGUCGCGCCCCAGCUGAGGCCGAGGGCGAGUAUGCCGGUGGUAUGCUGACGGAUCUGUGGAAGGGGCUGGUCGAAGAUGUCCUCGGGGGCCAGAAGUCGAGGCCUGCUUUCUAAGCAAGGAUGGUUCAAGUCCAGGAAGGGAGAGGGAUGACGUUAUUUCAACAAGAAGGACGGGGAAGAAGGGAUAGGACGAAGACGUGCAUUUGUAAAGCGAGCGAGGCGAAUGAGCAGACACUCACGAGGCCUGACUGCGAGACGGCCGGGUGCUGUGGGCUGCGUUGUACAAGGGGCGUUCUUGAUUGGUUGAUAUUGGUCUUGCUGGACCAUGGCGAUGGUCUAGAUUCACCGGGGCAGCGGUUGUCCCUGGGUUUCUUUCCUUACUUGCUCUCAUGGUGUGUCUUCUUGCACAUAGAAACUUGGACGUUGAUGAUGGUAUGUCCUGGAACAAAGGACCGAUGAGUCCUCUUGAUGGAGCAGUGGUCACUCGUUUCGUCUAUUAUUACUUUCUCUCUUUUAUACACGAGAUCCUUCCGCGUUGUUCAUAACAAGAUUGUAAUCUGAUUAGCACUCACACAGUGGCAUAUCAUGGCCCAGGCUUUUUACGCUUUC